AACCAUAUUAAUUUAAUUAGUCAUUAUUGCUUAAAGAUUAACAUAUUUGUCAUUAAAAAUUGUAUCUUAAAUAUACUCAAUUACAUACUAUUUUUGGUUAUAUUAUUAUUUAAUUAUAGAUAUCAAUCCAGAUAAAAUCCAGGUUAUAUUCGGUUAGAAUAUAUACCGUUUUCCUUUAUCAUCGACAUACGUACUCUAACCAGACAACUAUUUAAUUUGAGUCAAAAUUUAUACGAAGAUUUUAUAAGUUGUUGCCAUGUAGUGCAAUUACAAAUUUAUGUUGAUACUCUUGAGCAACUUAAUGACAAUUUUGAAAAAUCACAAUCUAACCUUGAAGAAGAAAACUAUGACGAAUUUGAAGGUGAAGCAAGAUCUAAUUUUUCCGAAUCAUAUGUGGAAUUAAAAACAGCGCUUAUGAUAGCACUUAACAAUCGCCGAUCUAACAAUGUGCAAUCAUCUACCAGAUAUCCAUCAACAGAUGAAACUUCUUCCAUCAACAUUAAGUAUUCUCGGUCAAGAUUACCUGAACUGCAAUUACCUACAUUCAAUGGCAAAAUUACAGAAUGGCCGUAUUUUUAUGCUAUGUUUAAGACGAUUGUUGAUAGCAGUGCAGAUCUAAGUAAUCUAGAGAAGCUUCAGCAUCUGCGAUCAUGUUUGAGGUAUUCUGCGUUGGAUACAAUUAAGUCACUUGAAGUUAAUGACUUAAACUAUGAUAAGUCACUUAAUUUACUUGUUAAGAUUUGACAAUAAAAGAUUUAUUUUUCAGGCACACAUAAAUGAGUUGUUUGGGCUGCGACGAGUUGAACCAAAUUCAGUAGAAGGACUACGUCGAUUAAGUGAUAAAAUAAAUUCGCAUUUGCAAGCGCUGUCGACAUUGGGCAAUAAAGAACAAAUCGCUGACUGUCUUAUUAUUCACCUUGUUGCGCAAAGGUUGGACCCAACGUCACAUUCGAAACAUCAUUUGAUACAAUACCGACAUGGAAUGAAAUGUCUAAAUUUGUUGGCAAGAGAUGCCAGGAUUUAGAGCACGUUAUUUACUCCACUAGAGCUGCUGUUAAUAAUAACAACAGGGGAGCCCAGUGUUUCCCAUUUAAUCGAAAGACUUUUGUCACCAUAAAAUCACCAACAUCUAGAUGCACAUUUUGUAAUGAUACUAAUCAUUUCAUUUAUGCUUGUUCUAAAUUUGCCAACCUUUCUCCAAAACUGCGUCUGAAUGAAGCUAGAAGGCUUAGUCUUUGCUAAACUGUUUAAAAAAACACAUCAUUUAAAGCAGUGUAAAUCUUCGCGUUGUCGUCUCUGUUCAGAACAACAUCAUACACUUCUACAUUUCAAUAAUCUCGUUCAGACCAAUGUAUCUUCUGCGCUUUCUACUAUGUCUUCUGAUUUGACUGCGAAAAACAAUACAACAUCAACUGCUGAAUCAUAUAUAAAAGCUUCAUUGGUAUCAACGAACUCAUCGCAACAGCGCCCAAACUAUCCCUCAUUAGAAUGUUACUGCAGUUAUUUUAGUAAAGAAUCGUGCGGGCUCCUUCGUGCCAUGCCGUGCCAUUUUGCACUCUGCUUUCCAGUUACACUUUAUUACAAAAUCGUUUGCAAAUCAACUGCAGCUGAAAUCAACAAAAUCCAUCACUAUGGUAUCUGGAAUUGGUGAUGGGGAUUUUGUCUCUAAUAGUUCCAGAGCUAACUAUACAGUCUCGUUUUGUCAAAUACUCAACUAACAUUACUGCAGUUAUCACCACUAAAAUCACUGAUCAGCAACCCAGUAGUAACGUCAAUACUAGUUCCAAAAAAUCUACAGCUUGCAGAUCUAAAAUUUAACAAUUCUCAACGAAUUGAUGUUCUUAUAGGUGCAGCUCUUUUCUUCGAAUUAUUAUGCGUUGGUCAAAUUCGCUUGGCUCCCCAAUUGCCAAUACUACAAAAAACAUUACUCGGAUGGAUAGUUUCAUUUAAGUUAAUAUGCUACUCCAUCAGCCACAUUAGCGGCCUUUAAAAAGACAUCAUCUCAAAUUGAACACGAUUUAAGUUUGGAUCAACAAGUCAAAAGCUUUUGGGAAACGGAAAACUGUUUUGAUUGGAUUGUCAAAACAACGAAAGAACUUUUAGAUUGUGAAACUCAUUUUAGGACGCAUUUUUCUCGCAAUGAGUCAGGUGAAUAUUCUGUUCGUUUACCGCUAAGACUAGAUAUAGAUCUACUUGGAGACUCUUAUAUUCAAGCCUUGCGACGUUUUCAUAGCUUAGAACGCAAACUACAGCUAAACCUUAAUUGUAAGACGCAAUACAUUGCUUUCAUGAAGGAAUAUUUGGAUCUUAACCACAUGUCUUCAGUUGCUGACACUGAAGCAUGUCUUCCGAAGUAUUACUUAUCACAUCAUUGUGUUCUAAAGGCGUCUAGUUCUUCCACAAAGCUGCGUGUUGUGUUUGACGGUUCAGCACCAACUUCUACAGGAUAUUCUCUGAAUGAUAUACUAAUGUCAGGACCUACAAUCCAGUCCAAUUUGAUUGACAUACUUCUUCGAUUCCGAUCCUUUCCUAUCGCGUUGACAGCAAAUAUUUGCAAAAUGUAUCGUUGUGUUGGCGUUACUCCACCUGAUAAUUUUCUACAAUGUAUACUAUGGAGAAACGAUCAUCAGGAACCGUUAAAGGAUUAUAAAUUAGAUACUGUUACUUAUGGCAC
Molecule: messenger RNA, 2674 nt
Organism: Teleopsis dalmanni
Lineage: Eukaryota; Metazoa; Arthropoda; Insecta; Diptera; Diopsidae
Source: RefSeq, a predicted model, not a curated record